Leptopilina heterotoma is the source of this 1128-nucleotide messenger RNA. Its product is annotated as probable rRNA-processing protein EBP2 homolog. The coding region runs from base 148 to 1035 and encodes 295 amino acids. Gene Ontology annotation, cellular component: nucleolus; preribosome, large subunit precursor; nuclear periphery. The transcript has 3 exons. Gene Ontology annotation, biological process: ribosomal large subunit biogenesis; rRNA processing. The record is from RefSeq and is a predicted model, not a curated record. Lineage: Eukaryota; Metazoa; Arthropoda; Insecta; Hymenoptera; Figitidae.
AAGGAAUUACCAUCACUGAAAUUUAUGGUUCAUGGUUCAAGUUUUUACUGAUUUUAAAAAGAAUAUUGAAGCACGUGUCAAUGGUUUGUGCAGUUUUCUUACCUUUCUGAAAAGUGUUGUUUGGAAUAAUUUAAUAAGUAGUUGACAAUGAGUAGCAGCAAUUCAGACUCAGAGAUUUAUUCUUCGGAUGAAGAGUUGCAAGAAGCAUUUGCUAAUGGUCUACUGAAACCAGGAUUAAAUACUGUGGUACAUAAUGAAAAGCAAGACAAUACAAAUAAUAAACUUAUAAAGCAAAAAUUGAGCAAAAUGUCACUGAAACUACCUUGGAUUGAGCGGUUAGAUUUGAUUAAUUCUCUCGCUCCACUAGCACCAGAAUUGGCCUUGCAGAUGCAAGAGCAAGAAAUCAAACGAGCCAAGCAGCUUAAAGGCAACAGGAAGCUUCCUCAAUUCAGCCCAAGUGAGGAUCCUGUGCUCAACGACUUUCGGAGGGAAACCACGUUCCACAGGCAAGCCCAGGGAGCUGUAAUUGAGGGAAUCGCAAGACUGCGUAAAUUGAAACUGCCAACCAUCAGACCAGAUGACUACUUUGCUGAAAUGGUAAAAUCUGAUGAGCAAAUGCAGAAAGUCCGAGAAAAUACGAUGAAGAAACAGUUCGAAGUGCAACGUUCGGAGAAAGUAAGGCAACUGAGGGCUCAAUCUAAAGUUAACAAGCAUAUGCAAAUAGAGGCUACUUUGAAAAAGCACGCAGAGAAGAGACAGAUGUUGGAGGAAGUCAAGAAGUACCGAAAGGGAAAAAGACAGGACCUUAGUUUUCUGGACGGUAAAUCUCAGCAGUCCAAGUCUGAUGCCAAACAGAAGAUGAAGAACAAGAAGUUCGGCUUCGGAGGAAAGAAAAAGGAUUCGAAAAGAAAUACCACAGCAAGUUCUGCAGAUGUUUCCGAAUAUCGCAGGCCAAUUAAAGGCACAAAAAUCAAAGGACAUGCUAAGCGGUUGGGAAAGAGUAGGAGAGUGAUAGUGAAAGGAAAGAAGAAAUGAAAAAAGAGGUACUCACUUAGCACAGCAUAAAUUAUUUUUUAAGUAAAAUUCAUUUGAUACUUAACUUUUGUUUAAUAAAGUAUUUUUGCAAAA